CUCUCCUUUCUCUCUUCUCUCUUCUCUCCGAACUCUCAACUGAAAAAACCUCCAGAGAAGCUAAUAAUCUCAGACCUUCUUCUUGCUCCACUCCUUGAAGGUUUCAGGGCACUUGUACCUGUUGAAUUACACAAUCUCAUGGCACCCUCGUUUGUCUCGGAUGCCAGUCUUGACUCGAGUCGCAAGAAACGUCGAAAGCUCAAGGAUGAUCGGAACCCGGCUGCAACUACUCAAGUGAGAUGGAGAUCCGAUAACGAGCAGCGGAUCUAUUCAACUAAGCUGGUGGAGGCACUCCAGAAGGUUCGCCAGGGAUCAAUAUCAUCGCUUACGACGGCCGUCUCGGGCGGGAAAACUGUGAAGGAGGCAGCUGACAGGGUUCUGGCCGUGGCAGCGAAAGGUACGACUAGGUGGAGCAGGGCGAUUCUGUCGAGUCGACUCAGGCUGAGCAGGAGGCUUCAGAAGCGCAGGAAGGCAAGGAUGACCGGGGACAGCCGGUGUAAGAGAGCGGACGUGACGAGGGAGAGGAGGAUGCCGGCUGUGCAGAGGAAAGUUAAGGUUCUUAGCCGGUUGAUUCCCGGUUGCAGGAAGGCUCCGUUGCCGAACCUUCUAGAAGAAACAACUGAUUACAUAGCGGCGCUGGAGAUGCAGGUUCGAGCUAUGACGGUUCUGACGGAACUUCUCUCCGGUGCUCCAGCGGCUAGUCGUCUCAACUCCACCAGUUGACACUAUUGAAUAACAUGCCGGCCACCUCGGCUUAUUCUGCCAGGUGUUUUUUCUUUUUGGAGGGGGGGGGGCCUUAUGUAAUUUCGAUAAGUAUUCUAUAUUUAUGAAAUUUUUAAUUCAUGUAUCUUAUUGUGUAUAGUAGGCUUUACUUUCUUCUCAA
Molecule: messenger RNA, 883 nt
Organism: Argentina anserina (silverweed cinquefoil)
Lineage: Eukaryota; Viridiplantae; Streptophyta; Magnoliopsida; Rosales; Rosaceae
Product: transcription factor bHLH147
Exons: 2
Coding region: 139-723 (194 amino acids)
Biological process (GO): regulation of DNA-templated transcription
Molecular function (GO): protein dimerization activity
Source: RefSeq, a predicted model, not a curated record